GAGGCGGUCACAGCCUCACCCCCAUCGCUCUCAGGAGGAGGCUCUUUUCUUUGCGGCCGGCCGGCAACCACGAUGGGGAGCCCGGCCUUUGUUUGAGUGAGUCCCCGGACCCGGCGGGAGCCUUUUCUCCUUCCUCCUCCUCCCCAGGCCAGGAUGGGCCAGGUGGCGUGGCGGGCGCUCUGCCUCUCGCUCUUCGACUACAAGACCGAGAAGUACGUCAUCGCCAAGAACAAGAAGGUCGGGCUCCUCUACCGCGCGCUGCAGAUCUCCAUCCUGGCCUACCUCGUCGGGUGGGUCUUUGUGGCCCGGAAGGGCUACCAGGAGGUGGAGGCGUCCAUCCAGAGCUCGGUCAUCACGAAGGUCAAGGGCGUGGCCUUCACCAACUCCUCCGCCUUGGGCGAGCGCCUCUGGGACGUGGCCGACUACGUGGUGCCCCCGCAGGGCGAGAGUGUCUUCUUCGUCAUGACCAACCUGAUCGUCACCCCGAACCAGUGGCAGAGCACCUGCCCGGAGAGUGCUGGCAUUCCGGACGCCUUGUGUUACCAUCACAGCGAUUGCCCGCGGGGCGAAGCCGUCGUUGCCGGAAACGGGGUGAAGACGGGGCGCUGCGCGAAGGACGGAGGCAGCCGGAGCGGGACCUGCGAGAUCCUGGCCUGGUGUCCCUUGGAGGAGAAGAAGGGCCGACCCAAGAAACCCCUCCUGGCCAACGCCGAGAAUUUCACCGUUUACAUCAAGAAUUCCAUCCGUUUUCCCCGCUUCAAGUUCUCCAAGACCAACGUGCUGGAGACGGAGGACGGCAACUACCUGAAGGGCUGCCGCUAUGGGCCCGAGCACCCCUACUGCCCCAUCUUCCCCUUGGGGGACCUCGUCCGGUGGGCCGGGAGCGACUUCCAGGAAAUGGCCUCCGAGGGCGGCGUGAUCGGGAUCCAGAUCGAGUGGAACUGCGACCUGGACCGGGCGCCCUCCCACUGCAACCCCCAGUACUCCUUCACCCGCCUGGACAACCGUUUCGCUGCCAAAUCCAUCUCCUCCGGGUACAACUUCAGGUUUGCCAAAUAUUAUCGGGAUUCGUCCGGAGUCGAAUUCCGCACCUUGAUCAAAGCCUACGGCAUUCGCUUCGAUGUCAUGGUCAACGGGAAGGCGGGGAAGUUUAACAUCAUCCCAACGAUCAUCAAUGUCGGAUCCGGCCUCGCCUUGAUGGGUGCGGGAGCUUUCUUCUGCGACCUGGUGCUGCUCUACCUCCUCCGAAAAAGCAAUUUUUACCGAGGCAAAAAAUACGAGCAAGUGAGCAGGAAGCCCCUUCCCGAAAGCAAUGCCAACGGGAACCAAAGCUCCGAUUCGCUUUCCCGCCUGGAUCAGCUCGGACCCAUGCAAACCGUCCAGGCUUAAAAGGGCUUUAUUAUCGUCUUCCUUUUUAUUUUUACACCAAAAUGCAAAUAUAUAAAUAAAUAAAUAAAUAUGUAUAUACAUAUAA
Messenger RNA from Anolis carolinensis (green anole), 1474 nucleotides. RefSeq names its product purinergic receptor P2X 5 (gene p2rx5). NCBI's taxonomy places the organism in Eukaryota, Metazoa, Chordata, Lepidosauria, Squamata, Anolidae. Gene Ontology annotation, molecular function: extracellularly ATP-gated monoatomic cation channel activity; ATP binding; purinergic nucleotide receptor activity. The transcript is spliced from 12 exons. Gene Ontology annotation, cellular component: plasma membrane; nuclear inner membrane. Bases 154 to 1389 code for a protein of 411 amino acids. The record is from RefSeq and is a predicted model, not a curated record. Gene Ontology annotation, biological process: response to ATP; calcium ion transmembrane transport.